AAAGCAUUUGAGCCCUGAAUCUGAAAGGGCAGCCAUCAAUCUUGUCCUCAACUCUCACUGGAUGUGUGACCUUGGCUCCUAGCUUCUCUGUCCCUCAGAAAGCUUGUGUCAAGUGAGGAACUAAAGCAAAAGGGAGACAACAGCUAGAAAAUGCUUUGUAAGCCAUAAGAACAAGCCUGAGCCCCUUCCUGAAAGAGUCGUAAGUGUAUGGUGUCAGCCACCAGAGGGAAUGUUUGGGCAUCAGGGUAGUACAUUAGCCGGAGAUGAUGGAGUGUUUCAGACUGAGGCGUGAGUGGCUAACUGUGGCCUCAGGACCAGGAUAAGUAAAACAAGUCAGGACAGGCUGUCAGAGACAAGAGUGCCAUGGAGGCUGACCCUGCUGUGGACCCAAGGUUCACAAGACUCUGGUAAGAGGGGAGGCAGGCCAGGCUCCUUAGGAACACCUCAGGGAGGCAUGACUGCCCCAUGAGAAUAUAAGCUGUCACAGUGCUAUCCACAGAGGCUUGCAGGAAACUCUGAAGGUUAAGGGACUUGGAAGUCACCAACCCGACCUAGUACCCCUAUAUAUACUUCCCGUGUGCCAUUCAGAAUGAAUGCAUCUUGAAAUUUUCACUUCCUCAUCCCACUGCCCAGCUGCGGCUUCCCCAGCUGAUGGAAGAAUACUGUUGCUGCCCAUCCUGGCCCUGCUCUCUGGAAAUUUCCUCUGGGAGGGGCUGAAGACCUCAGCCAGCUCCUCCCUGCUUCUGGCUCCCCCCACACCUCCCCUUGCCUGGCUCAGCAAGAGCCCCUCUGGGGACACUCAGCCUUUCUUGUGACUAGGGUAAAAUAUUACCUGACACUGUUAAUAUUUAAUGCCCCCCACCUCUGCCCUGGCUGCCCCACGGCAGACACUGUCCUCGUAGUCCCGUAGUAGAGGCCACAGGAAGACCUUGGAGAAGCCCCGAUGGCUGGGGAAAUGACAGAGCUGUCAGCUGACAAUGGUGGCAGUGCCAAGGGGACAGAGAACCCUUUCGAGUAUGACUAUGAAACCGUCCGCAAAGGAGGCCUGAUCUUCGCGGGCCUGGCCUUCGUCGUGGGGCUCCUCAUCCUCCUCAGCAAAAGAUUCCGCUGUGGGGGCAGUAAGAGGCAUAGGCCGGUCAAUGAAGAUGAACUGUGACAGAGAGCUGGCAGUGCCCACCUGUGCACGGACACCAGUGAUGCCCGUCUUCCCCAGCUGCACAUCAUGGACCCCACCACAGUCAGCACUGGGUGAAGGACGUGCCAGGCGUACUUGGUCCCCCUUCAUGGUCAUCCCCUCAUGCCUCUAAGAUCCUUAACUUCCCCUCCCCCUACCCAACUUCUCUAACACCCCACUUCCUGUUCCAAGUUGGGGUACAUGUGCAGCCUCGUCUCCCUGGUUUUCAAUGAAUUGCUCUACAAGUAUCUGCUGAAGAA
Molecule: messenger RNA, 1434 nt
Organism: Grammomys surdaster
Lineage: Eukaryota; Metazoa; Chordata; Mammalia; Rodentia; Muridae
Gene: Fxyd2
Product: FXYD domain containing ion transport regulator 2
Exons: 6
Coding region: 944-1156 (70 amino acids)
Biological process (GO): regulation of sodium ion transmembrane transporter activity; monoatomic ion transport
Cellular component (GO): membrane
Molecular function (GO): sodium channel regulator activity
Source: RefSeq, a predicted model, not a curated record